Messenger RNA from Andrographis paniculata, 1621 nucleotides. RefSeq names its product probable BOI-related E3 ubiquitin-protein ligase 3. Bases 444 to 1406 code for a protein of 320 amino acids. Gene Ontology annotation, molecular function: ubiquitin-protein transferase activity. Lineage: Eukaryota; Viridiplantae; Streptophyta; Magnoliopsida; Lamiales; Acanthaceae. The record is from RefSeq and is a predicted model, not a curated record. Gene Ontology annotation, biological process: regulation of programmed cell death. The transcript is spliced from 3 exons.
GACGAGGGGAGGGGGGGGAGGGUGAGGGUCACAUGGCCCUUUCCGGUAACCGAAUCAUUCAAUCAACAACAUACAUAAGUAACAUCACAUCUCUCCCCUCCCCUCCACAAAUCGAUCAAUUUCAAACGCACCAUUCAACACACAACCUCCCCAACUCUCUCUCUCUCUCCUUCUCUCUCUCUCUCCCUCUCUCUCUCCUCUAUAUAUCCUUCUUCCCCCACUCCUUUUCCCACUGCCGUUUCCUUUGGUUUUGUUUGUUAUCUCCUAUGGUAUCAAUCAACCACUGAUUAAACCUCUUACUCUCGCCGGAGGCUUGGUGUGGAUUUGUUGCUUUUUGUUGUGUUGAUUGAAGAAGAAGAAGAAGGGAAAGAAUAGGUAGUGUGGUGUUUGUCGAUGGAAGUUGAGGCUGGUCAGUUUGCCCCGCGGAUUUUGAGCGAUAGAGUAUGAAGAGUGUGCAAGGUGUUGGGAAUGUUUAUGCAACUCCGGCUGGUUACGCAGCGAUGCCUCCUUUGUCUGGAACGACGGCGGCUAUGGGAAAUUUGCUUCCUUUGUACGGCACGGCAAUGGCGCCUGCUGGUCCGGUGAAAGCUGGCGUUGGUAAGUCUGAGAGUGGUCUCACAUAUGCACUGCCUGGAUCAAGGAAGCGUUCCAGAGAUUCCUUUAAUCCUCUGGACUCGGCAUUGCCUGGCGACGUUCAUAAUCAGACUACUGCGAACAACGCAGCUUUUACUUUUCUCGGUGUAGAUUUAUCAUUUCAUUUUCUCCAACAGCAAUUGGAAACCGAUCGAUUCAUCGUUCAGGAAACGGAAAGACUGAGGAUGGAGAUUGAAGAGAAAAGAAAGAAGUUCUGCAGGAGAAUCGCAAUCUGUAUUCAAGAGAACGUAGCGAAAAAACUGAAAGCGAAGGACGAACAAAUCAACGAGAUAGGAAAGUUAAACUUCGCUUUGGAAGAAAGAGUGAAAUCUCUGUGCGUGGAGAACCAAAUUCUGAAAGACAUAGCUCAAACAAACGAAGCCACAGCGAACGCAUUGAGAUGCAAUCUGGAGCAAGUCCUUCUAACACAAGUCCAAGACGAUCGGCGAAAUCAGCAGCAAGUUCAUCAUCCUCCACACGACGAUGAAGUUGACGACGCCGAGUCCUGCUGCGGCAGCAACGCGGAGGUCGGUUCCAAUCUCCGCACAUUGGCGGAGACACACGAUUGCGAUUCCAAAAUCAACGCCGGUAAUGAAUGCUGCAAUCGACGAAACACGACGUGCAGAUCCUGCGGGAAAGCAGAAUCGUGCGUCCUGCUCUUGCCGUGCCGGCAUCUCUGCCUCUGCACGGUCUGCGGCUCCGCUCUGCACAAUUGCCCCGUCUGCACCACCGCCAAAACCGGCAGCCUCCACGUUAACUUCUUCACUUCCUGAAUUCACUCACUCUUUCUCCUAUUUUCUGUUCCACAAAUAGAAUACACAUUCUCACGUAGGAUUAUUACCCAAACUCCAAAAAAAAAAAAAAAAAAAAAAAAGAUCACUCCACAUCCAUCUUUUCUAAUGUUUCAUUUUUUACUUUUUCAUCUCUCAACUCAAUCCUUCUUCAUUCUGUACAAACAAAACAAUGUAAAUUAUCACCAGUUCUUUCA